CCAAUCACGAUUUGCUGUCGAAAUCACGUGUUACCGGUUCACACUGACGCAGAACCUCCGCGACCGAUAGUUCCUCCAUGUGAAUGUCGUCGCCAGUCUUAUAAAAGCUAAUUUGACAAGGUCCUCAGGUGAGAUGUGGGUGCAAAUGCUUUGAUUGGUUGUUGAAUAGAGGAAGUCCCCUUUCCAAAAUGACCACCAGGUUGCUGUGCAGAUGGGCGCGAUGGUUUCCUCGCUUCUCUCAGGUUGCUGUGGCCUCAGCCCGACUACAGACUUCCACAGUUCAACACACAGAGCCGCUGUGCCCGAUGUCCGUGUCUUGGAUCCGACCUUCUGCUAGGCACUUCUGUCAGGGCAAUGAACUGGCCAGGAUGGAGGAGACGCCAUUUCCAUAUGAAUGUACAGAUCUAGUCAAACUUGUUGAAAAGGCAUCCACUCCACAGGAAGUUCUUCAGUUGUGGGCAGAGCAAGGCAAAUCUGCCAGCGAUGCUGCCAGGUGUCUGGUCCAGCUGAACCUGCGGAUCAUGGAGAAGGGCGGCAAAGGAAUUCUGCAGGACCCGCGCUUCGAGCACAUGCUGGAGACUGUAAACGCUCAGGUGUCCUCAGUGUGGAAUGGAUCUCUGGUGGCUCUUCUGCGUACGCUCACUAUGCUGGGUGUCCCUUCUGAUGCCCCUGUACUCCACUCCAUCCAGAAUGAAGUGCUUUGGAGGAUCCGGCGCCUUACCUACCGUCAACUGGGGUACCUGGUGGACUGGGUAGCCUUUCAGCGCAAAAGAGGGUAUGAAAACGAAGCGCUCACCACAACCCUGCUGAAACAACUGGAGCUGCGCUGGACAGAGCUAAGUGACAGUCGUACCAUCACCAUUCUCAUGGGCCGUGCUUUGCUUUUCUCCCCCUCUCUAAUGGACAAACUGGAGGACAAAGCUCUGGAGUUGGCAGAGAGCUUUAGCGCAGAUGAUAUCCGGAACGUGGCAUUAGCAUUGGCCUCUCGAAACAGGAGGGCCGUUUCUUUGUUACGGGCUCUCUCAUACCACCUGAACCAAAAAUCCUCCUUUGAACUGAAAACGCCGUUGCUGCUUGACAUCGCGUACACUUAUGGUAAGCUGAAUUUUCACCAGCCACAGGUUCUUCAGAGAAUAGCGACAGAGCUAUUACCUAGGUUAUCAGAUCUGAGUUCCCUAGAUGUCACCCGCUGUGCCAAGUCUCUAGCCUUCCUCAAGUGGCUCCACCUGCCUCUGUUUGAAGGCUUUGCUCAGCACUAUGUGAGUUAUAGUAAAAGCUACAGCACUCUGCAGGUCUGUAACCUUCUCAUGUCUUUCGCCAAACUCAACUUCCAACUUGGCAGAGGAGAGGAGUUUUACCAUAAGGUACACAAAGCUCUGGAAGGUUCCUUUCAAAAUUUAGAGCCCUUCCUGAAAACAGAUGUGGUCUGGUCGUUGUGUGUGCUGAACCAGGCCAAUCCUGAUUACAUCUCCUCUGUUACAAAGCAUGACUUUCAGAAGAAACUUUCAGGUGGCUUUGUGGAUCGGACUGAGAACUAUCGGCUGAAAUUGCUGCAUAUCUCUGCCUUUGCUCAGCUGGAGCCUCUAGGAAUCACUAUUAAAUCCCCUGCUGUCCUGAUGCCAGCUGCCCAGGGGAAAGUGGAGACCAACACCCCUAUGCAGAGCAGCCUACACACAACCCUCCAGAGUCUGACCAACAGCCGGACACAGGCCCUCCGCACUGCUGUCAAAACUGUAUACGGCUGGACAAUAGAUGGAGAGCUUGUGGUAGAUUCAGAAAAUAAACCUAUUGAUUUGGAGAAUUUGAAAGCCCCUCAUUUACCUGGAGGCGGUGGUCCUGAUGCCUUACCUGCAGGGGCACGACGAAUAGCAUUUGUGUCUUGGGACUUUUCUAACUUCUGCUUCAAGAGCAAGGAUCUUCUGGGCCGCUUUGCCAUGCAGAAACGCCACCUACAGCUGGCUGGGUUUAUAGUGGUGGAGGUGCCGUACUUUGAAUGGCUGGAGCUGAAAUCUGAUUGGCAGAAAGUGGCUUACUUGAAAGACAAAUUAGGGAAGGCAGUGGCUGAGGACAUGGCUAAGUGAGCCAUCAAGCCUGUCAAUAAUUUUAAAUGCUUUGGACACAGGCAGCUUAUAGACAUCAACAGGGCCAGACAAUAACAGGACUUACAGGUGAGGUAAGGAUACAGAUAUUGAGUAUUAGAUAUACACACAGAGAGAGACUGUUACAGCAUCCUCAAGUUCCAUGAUCCACCCGAACAUCAGAGUGGAAAUCAAAUGCGACUGGGAGCUGUGAUCCAUCUCUGCAGGAACAGAAAGCGGAGCCUCCAGAAAACAGCAAAUGCUCGGAAACAACAGAGUUGUGUAUCCGCUGCUUUCCCAAAAAGGAAACUGAGCCAAAGAGCUAGACAUAUGUUGUGAAAUGAAAGUGUGUGACUGAUCUGAAGGGCAUAAGCAAUGUUCACCACAGGAGGAAACAACUCCACAUCAAUUACACUAAAUUAUCAGAGCGUUGUGUUAAUCCUCCUCAACACAACUGGACGUUCACACUCUACUUCCACUUUUAAUAAAUACAUACACCUUCUGUUUUUGAUGUGGUUGCCUAGACAACACAUGGGGCUUUCCUUGUUUCCAAGGAGACAGUUGUUAGGAUGGAAAUAUUUAUGGAGAAAGGGAUUGAGAGUUCAGUACUUAAAGAUACUUUUAUUACACUUAGAAAGCGCCACUCUAUUAUUGCUUAUUAAUGAAAAAGUAAAAUGAUACCAACUCUACUUGCCUCACCUGAUAUCUGUACAUUAGCAAAUGUGCUUGUGAUUUAAUUAAAUAUAUGAAAAAUAUGGUUGUAUGUAAAGAAUACAUAUCAGAUGACAGUUUUUGCCUUAAAUAUUUAUUUUGGAAAGGCCAUCAUUGCACUGUUAUUUGCUGUCAAGCCUGGAGUUACAUGUCACUCUGGUCAGUCUUAGUGGACCUUUCUCUUGAAAUCUUGAAAAGAUUUUGUACAGAGAAUGGAUUUUUCCACUUAGACUUUCACCUUAAGCACCUUGGUGUUUGCAAUGUGUGGUAUCAAAAAAACUAAUCUCGUAUUUUCAUCAAA
Molecule: messenger RNA, 3090 nt
Organism: Rhinichthys klamathensis goyatoka
Lineage: Eukaryota; Metazoa; Chordata; Actinopteri; Cypriniformes; Leuciscidae
Gene: fastkd4
Product: transforming growth factor beta regulator 4
Exons: 12
Coding region: 189-2081 (630 amino acids)
Biological process (GO): regulation of mitochondrial mRNA stability; mitochondrial RNA processing
Cellular component (GO): ribonucleoprotein granule; mitochondrial matrix
Molecular function (GO): RNA binding
Source: RefSeq, a predicted model, not a curated record